UAAGGUAUUACGAAUGGUUAAAGUAAAGACUCAAGGACGUGAUGCGUUUCGCAGCACAAGUUUGGACUGUUCGGAUGACGAUAAGUUAUUAAGCAUUCCUGCCGUUAUUGAAGACGAAGAAGAUGACGAUCUAUUAUCAUCAACAGAACUUGAGUUGGCUUUUUCAGAAAAGUUGUCAAAUAGAUUGUUUGAGAGAAGUGAAAGUUCUCAGAGUGACGAACCUAUUUUACGUCGAAGCACGCGUCCUAGAAAACAAGUUUCUUUUCAGCAGAUGGUGCCAACCGCAGAAGCUGUUCCGCUUCGUGGUGAAAUUCCUUAUGUGAGCAGAUCUGCAUCCACCACGAGCAAUUCAUAUCAAUUUUCAUUAUCUUCCCUUCUUCGAGAGAAAAAACAUCGUGAUAAAGCUGGAUAUGAUAUUCGUAGAAUGGAGUCUGCACUCAGUGAAGAUUCUUUUUACGAAAUAGAUGAUCAAUUUGAUAUCUAUGACCGUACAGAAGUUUCUGCUUCAGUAUUAAAUGAAGAUAUAAAACGUGAACAUUUACAACAGAUUUUUAAAGAAGAUGAAAAUGUUGAUUUAGAUCAGCAAGUGGAAUUUUUCUGCAAUAACAAUUAUACAACUUCCAUGAAUGCGGUGGAAGAUCCAGCGUUUGCACUAAUAGCUGGAUCAUCUUCCGACGAUGAAACUCUAAAAUAUAUUCUAUGUCAAGAUUGGAUUCCGCAACAAUACGAACUUGGAAUGAAAUUACCAUCUGAAACUAUUUCAUGGCUGUUAGAAUUAAUAAGCUAUGAGGAAGAUUCAAUCAUAAUAGAAGCAGCUUCCCAUACUUUAAAACCCGCAUUUGGCGCGUCAUCCCGAAUGCUAGGAUAUGAAUGUUUAUUGGAGGAACAUACAAAGUCAUUAACGUCACUAGAACCUUCAACCAAAUUCCCCUAUAUUUACAAUUUGCAAGUUCUUUUGAAAACAAUUGCACCCUUGGUUGAAAAUAGAUUGCUAUCGUUCUCUAACAACGAAGAAAUAAGACGAGCGAUAUGUGUUGUACUUCGCAUAUCUUUGGAUAGACGUAUGUCUUCGAUAUCUACCUAUAUUGAAAAAACAGUCGAUUCGUUUUUAUAUCUUUUCCCUGAAGACGAUUGGAGUUUCCAAAACAUCGCUUCAGCAUGUGGUACUGUGACAAAAUUUAACGCAGUUACAUUAGAAAAUUUACCAGUUUCAAUUCGAGGUCGUUUAUUACGAAGACUUUUGGCAUUUAAAUCACUCUUUACCUCGAGUUCUAAAACUUGGAAUUUAGAUAAGAUCGAUAUCUCGAAACCCUUAUCAUUAGAACCACUUCUAACAUCCCUUGAUGAUGAAGAGUCAAUAUUUAAACUCAAUAUUAAUACAAAUUAUAAUGAGUUAUAUUAUAAAGUAUUAUUACUUAAUUUCGCUAUUGACGACGAAAAGCAGAUGAUAUCUGAAAAGAACGUUAUUGAGGAUAUCAUACAAAGAUUAAAGCAUUUACACGGAAAAAUAGUUGAUAUGAGAGCUGCAUUCAUGGAUCGAACAAAAGCGAAAGAUCUUAUACAUAGGGUUUAUAUGAGACUUUAUUAUGUGACUAGCUAUCGUCGUGGAAAGACACAAACGAGCAUACUCAAAUAUUCACCCAAAAAAAUUCAGCAAGGAACUCUCGACAUGUUUAUCGAUCAAAAAUGUUAA
Scutellospora calospora is the source of this 1693-nucleotide messenger RNA. Lineage: Eukaryota; Fungi; Glomeromycota; Glomeromycetes; Diversisporales; Gigasporaceae. The record is from the annotation of a GenBank genome assembly.